Messenger RNA from Saccostrea echinata, 919 nucleotides. RefSeq names its product failed axon connections homolog. Gene Ontology annotation, cellular component: cytoplasm. The transcript has 6 exons. The coding region runs from base 50 to 913 and encodes 287 amino acids. The record is from RefSeq and is a predicted model, not a curated record. NCBI's taxonomy places the organism in Eukaryota, Metazoa, Mollusca, Bivalvia, Ostreida, Ostreidae.
CAAAAAGACAGUGGACGUAUUUUGUGUAUACAUAAUCAAAAAGUUUAAAAUGAGUAUAAUGGAAGACGUGAAGACAUUUAUGGUAACUCAUUUCAAAGAGAUAUGUGUGGCUGCAGUCAUCGGAAUUACUGUCAUAGCUGUGUGUAAAAAAAGCAGAAAGAAAACCAAGAAAUCUUAUCCUAGAGACACAGUAAUUCACCACACAGUACCAAGAGGCCCAUUUGCUCCUAGUCUUACUCCGUUUGCUGUAAAACUGGAGACCUAUUUGAGGAUGGCAAAAGUUCCAUAUCAGAAUGAAUUCGACAGUGGUUCCAACAGAAGUUCUAAAGGAAAGUUAACUUGGAUUGAAUACAACGGAGAGGAGGUGGCAGAUUCCGAGUUUUGUAUCAAGUUCAUUAAUAAAACACUUAACAUAGAUCUGGACAAAGACUUCACAGAAGAAGAAAAGGCCAUUGCUUAUUCGUUUCAAAAAGUGGCCGAGGAGUAUUUCUACUGGACACUUGUUUUACAACGCUGGAUUUAUGAUGAAGCCGUUGAACUUUCUAAAUAUGUAAAAAUCCCUUGGAUCGUCAGGAAAAUGGUGAAACGUGGCUUAGGAAAACAAGCGUAUGCGCAAGGAAUAGGUCGCCAUUCUCAAGAGGAAGUGCAGACAAUCAUUGUUGAAUGCCUUAAGAACUUCUCCUCGUUUUUAGGGAAGAAAAAGUUUUUGCUUGGAGAGAAACCUUGUCAGGCGGACUGUGCUGUAUUUGGAAUUCUAUCUCAGUGCUACUGGCAUGGAUUUGGUUCGUUUACAGAACAGGAAUUCAAAAAGUUUGAAAAUCUCUGUAGUUACUGUGAGAGGAUGAAGGCAGAAUUUUGGCCAGAUUGGGAUGACUGUAUUACACACGGUGGGACAAAGAAGGCCACUAAAUGAGAAAGA